Molecule: messenger RNA, 4212 nt
Organism: Eimeria necatrix
Lineage: Eukaryota; Apicomplexa; Conoidasida; Eucoccidiorida; Eimeriidae
Exons: 3
Coding region: 1-4212 (1403 amino acids)
Cellular component (GO): nucleolus; nucleoplasm
Source: RefSeq, a predicted model, not a curated record
AUGAUCAGCAGCAGCAAAAACAAAAAGACAAGCCAGGAAGCCCAAGACCUCCGCAUAAGGCCCCCCCAGGCACAGCAUCAGCAGCAUGAGCAGCAGCUGACGACUAUGGAGCCAACGAGGCGCGCGCUGCUUGGGCGGCGCCUGAGCUUCAGUUGGGGGCAGGCCAGUUUGCUGCAGCAGCAGCUGCUGCAGCAGCAGCAGCUGCUGCUGCUGCUGCAGCAGAAACAGAAGCAGCUGCAGCAUGAAAAGCCGCUACUGCUGAGCCAGCGGGGUGGUAUGCACAGCGUGAGGGCAUCCAGCGGCUGCAGCAGCAGCAGCUUGCACAGCAGCAGCAGCUGCUGCAGCAGCAGCGGCAGCAGCUGCUGCUGCCGCCGCUUUGUGCAGCAGCUGCUGCAUCCAGGCGCAGGCGUCACUCACCUCCCGCUGCUGCAGCAGCAGCAGCAGCAGCACGUGCUGCAGAGCUUCUCAGCCUUCAGCAGGCAGUCUAAGCGCAGCAGCAGCAGCAGCAGCAGCGCGCGGAGAGGCAGCAGCAGCCACAGGAAGCCGCCGCGGGGCGGCAGGAGCAGCAGCAGCAGCAGCAGGAGAAGCAGCAGCAGCAGCAACAAGCUGCAGACGCGGAAGCACAAACAUGUGACAAUGGAAAGGCCCAUUCGCAAUCCGCUGCACCCCACAGCAGCAACAGCAGCAAUUAAUGCAGCAGCAGCAGCAGGAACUGACCUGCUCAGAUCCGGGUGUAUGUACACCCCAGAAACAGCAGACGCCAGGCUGCUGGCAGCAACUUCGUGUCUUUGCAGGCGCUACAAAUUAGCAGCAGACCAGCAGCUAAUGGAGAAGUACGCACGGCGCGCCCUGCUGCUGCUGCAGCGCAGCACGCCGAAGCAGCUCUCGCUGCUGCUGCACUCCCUGUCCGGCUCGGCGCUGCUGCAGCUGGACGACAGCAGCAGCAGCAGCAGCAGCAGCAGCAGCAAGGGGGCUGUGCCGUUUCUCGUGCUGCUGGCGCUGGCUUCUCGUGCUGCUGCUGCUGCUCUCAAGCUGCUGCCCCGCUGCAACCCGCAGGAUUUGGCUUUGCUGCUGCAUGCGCAGACUCGCAUAUUUGCGGUGUACGUACGCCACCAGCAGCAGGUGCUGCUGCUGCUGCAGCAGCAGCGGAAGCGGCUGCAGCAGCAGCAGCAGCUGCUGCAGCAGCAAGAGGAAAGGAGGCGACGGCGCGCGGCCGCCCAAACAACGCAGCUGCAGCAGCUGACGGAGGACCAGCAGCAGCAGCAGCAGCAGCAGCAGCUGCAGCAGCAGCGGGAAGAGAAGCGCCGCCAGGAGCAGCAGCUGCUGCAGCAAGGCCUCCAUGGCUCCCCAGGGGAGCUGGACAGCGAGCUGCUUGCUGCUGCUGCUGCUUAUCCUGAAGCAGUGCUGCUGCUGCUGCUGCAGCUAGCUGACGAAGUGCCCCACAAGCUGCGGUUCUUUGAGCAGCAGCAGCUCUGUGCUGCCAGCAGCAGCUACGUGCUGCUGCUGCGGUCUUUGCUGCCUGCUGCUGCAGCAGCACCGCUCCUCUUUGCUGCGUCCGGCGCUGCAGCAGCAAUCAGCAAGCCUCCUGCUGCUGCUGCUUUGCCUGCUGCUGCUUCCAUUCGCCGCUGCUGGCCGCUGCUGCUGCUGGACCUGCAGCAGCAAGCCAUAGAGCUGCUGCCUUUUGCAGAUGGCCGAGCGGUGACGUCUCUUAUGCAGUCCUUUGCUGCUGCUGCUACCCUCAGCAGCAGCAGCAGCAGCAGCAGCAGCAGCAGCAGCAGCAGCAAGAGGUUCCAGCGCACCAUGAAGGCUUUGGCGGACCGCGCGCUACACCUGCAGCAGCAGCACAAGCUGACGCAGCAGCAGCAGCUGCUGGUGGCGCAUGCACUGGCUGUUGCAGAGGUGGAGCAUCCUGAGGCGCUGCAGCUUGCUGCUGCUGCUGCUGCGGCUGAAGGCAGCAGCAGCAGCAGCAGCAGCAUUGAGGACGAGGAAGGCGCAGCAGAAGGAGAUGAAUACUGGUGCAGCAACAGCAGCAGCAGCAGCAGCAGCAUUGCCCUACGCUUGCUGCUGUCUACCUGCGUCCGCAGAGGCAGGAGCUGCCCGCUGUCGCUGCUGCAGCAAACGGAGCAGCGGGCGCUGCAGCUGUGGCAGCAGCAGCAGCAGCAGCAGCAGCAGCAGCAAGAUGUGCUGGACAGAGACAAUGUGCUGCUUGCUGCAAAAGCGCUGCAGCUUCUCUACAGGGCGCCGCACUGCAGCGACAUGUUUGCUGCUGCUGCAGCAGCCGAGCUGCACAAACUGCUGCGCCACAUACAGCAGCAGCAUCAGCAAGCCCUCAGCAGCAGCAGCAGCAGCAGCAGCAGCAGCAGCAGCAGCAGCAGCAGCAGCACUUUGGUCUACCCCAGUCCUCAAUUGCUGACGGUCAUCACGCGCGCAGUCUGUGUGCUGCAGAGCAGGUUCUUGCUGCCCCCAACUGAGCAACAGCAUCAGCUGCCUGCUGCUGCUGCUGCUGCUGCUGCAGGAGCUGCUGCCGCUGCAACAGCUGCUGCUGCUGCUAGCGGCACAACGCUAACUGGCUCAGCAGCAGCAGCAGAAGGAAAGCAAACAGCAGCCGAAGAGAUGCAGCAGCUGCCUGAGGGCGAGCCUGCGUCUGCUGCUGCAGCUGCCCCACAAGCUGCUGCUGCAGCAACACCAACAGGUGCUUCCGCAGCAACCGAGGAAGCAGCAGCAGCAACAGAACCGGCAGCAGCAGAAGCAGCAGCAGAAGCAGCAGCAGCAAAAGAGGAAGCUGCACGCCAUGUAACUGAAAUGCCUGCAGCGGUGGCGCAGCAGCUGCUGCGGUCUUUGGAUGGCUUUACUAACGAGGCUCUUGUGGCGCUGCUGCUGCCGGUGCUGCGGCUGCAGCAGCAACAGAGUGCUGCUGCUGCAGCAAAACCUGAGCUGCUGCAGCGAGACAGGUGGAUGCACCAGGAGCAGCAGCUGCUGCUGCUCAAGCACAAAAUGUUUGCCCGCGCUGCUGCAGCUGUUGGCAGCAGCCAGCCGCAGCAAGUUGCGCUAAUUGGGAAGGCCAUUGCUGCUGAGGCUGCGCAGCAGCAGCAGCAGCAGCAGCAGCAGGAAGUGAGACUCGAAAGGCAGGAGCUGCUGCGGCGAGUGCUGCGGCGCAUGCGCAGCAGCAUCAGCCAGCAGCAGCAAGCUGAGUGUCUCGCCACCAAGUCGGCGCUGCAGCAGCUUGCAGCCUGUGGCCUGCUGCUGCAGCAGGGCAGCAGCAGAAGCAGCAGCAGCAGCAGCAGCAGCAGCAGUGCCACCGCCGAUGCUGCUGCUAAGCACCCAAAGGAUCUGCGGGUGUACCAUGCGCUGCUGCACUCAGUGAAUCUGCGCCUGGGGGAGCUGGCUGCGCAGCAGCAGCAGCAGCAGCAGCAGCAACAGCAGCAGCAGCAGCAGGAAGAGGAAGCAGAAGAGCCAGUUAUCGUAUCAGCUCUUCCGGGAGAAUCAGCUCUUUCCCCGUCCUUUAUUGUGCGGAAGAUGCGGCAGCAAAAGCUGCUGCCAGUAGCAGGUGAAGAAGAGGAGCAGCAGCAGCAGCAGCAGCAGCAGCAGCAGCACAGCAGCCAGUUUAAGGAUUCUCUCGAGGAUUUAGCGGAGCGAACGGACAUGCGGCUGCGGCAGCUGCAAGAGCAGCACAAGCUUCUGGCUGCAGAAGCCCUACAAAGCAGCAGCAGCAGCAGCAGCAGCAGCAGCAGGAGCAGCAGAAGCAGCAGCAGCGCUGCUGCUUCCGUUGCAGAGCUGCUCGCUGAAGACAGCCAAGCGCUGCAGCAGCUAGAACGAGAGCAGCCACACAUUCUGGAUCAAUGGCAGCAGCAAAAGCAAGAGGCAGCCGCUGCUGCUGCUGCUGCUGCAGCUGCUGCUGCUGCUACAGCAAAAGCUUCUCUAGGCCGCCAGCCACGAGGGAGACGAGCCCGGUUGGCUUCUGCUGCAGCACUGCAACAGCAGGAGCCUUCAGACGAUUACUCCCCUCAAGCAGCAGCAGCAGCAGCAGCAGCAGCAGAAGCAGCAGCAGAAGCAGCAGCAGCAGAAGCAGCAGCAGCAGCAGAUGAUUUGAUAGAAGACAAGAGACUGGUGGUGCGCAGCAAGCUGCUGCAUGCAAAGCUGCAGCAAAGUGGAGAAGAGCUUUCGGCUUUGCCUUUCCUGGACGUGGACGAGCCGCCGCCCAGGCGCCGCUAG